Messenger RNA from Achroia grisella, 3749 nucleotides. RefSeq lists its product as uncharacterized. Gene Ontology annotation, cellular component: extracellular region. NCBI's taxonomy places the organism in Eukaryota, Metazoa, Arthropoda, Insecta, Lepidoptera, Pyralidae. The transcript has 2 exons. The record is from RefSeq and is a predicted model, not a curated record. The annotation marks the transcript as partial. Gene Ontology annotation, molecular function: chitin binding.
UAUUUAUUAUUUCUAGUGGUCCUCAGCUUCUCUUGGGUUGGAGGCCAGAAUGGUAGAGGACGACAAUAUCACGACCACAAUGGUCAUGGUUGGGACAUAAAACUAGCAGUGCCAGGUGAACCUGGUUCAGACUACCCCACUCUCGGUGCUAUUCCCAAAACUUCCUUCUCAUGUGCUGGCAAAGCACCAGGAUAUUACGCCGAUUUGGAAACAAAUUGUCAAGUAUUCAGGAUCUGCACUAUAGGCUCUACUUACGGUUUCCAGUCCUUUCUUUGCCCUAAUGGAACACUAUUCAAUCAAGCUGUAUUCGUUUGUGACUGGUGGAUGAACGUCAACUGUGCAAAGUCAAAGGAGCUCUUUAACAAUAAUAAUGAGAAGUUCGGCAAUUUAAGAUUGGGACCACAAUUAAUGAAAGACAUUAAAAAAAUGCUUACCCAUCCUAUGAGGAGUCCUUAUGAUAAAACAAUAAUGAAGAGCAAUCUUAUUGUUAUGCAAAACUAUAAUCCUCCUUACGGUCAAAUAUACCCGAACGCAGCGUUAUUAGCUAACACUGAUCGAAUCCCUAAAAAUAUUUAUCUUCCAGCCCAAGAAUUACAAAGUCCGAUUCAAAAUGGUAACAGUAAUGAUAUUUUAUUUUCUGCGUCAACACCCCAAUCAUUGUAUUUACCAGCUUCUUUUAAUGAUGUACAAAACACACUUCAAGGAGGAGUAGAAGUGUUUCAAAGACAAAAAGAGUACGAAACGCAAAAUAAUCAAUUCCAAAAGCAACAGCCUAAAAAUAUAAUUGCCAGCAAUGAUUAUGCUUACAACAGCAAAGCAAACAAUAAUAAUUAUUCACAAAUAACACGAACAAUUCAAAGAAAUAAUGCGGUAAAUACACAAUAUGGCCAUAAACCAAAUAUUAAUAUAAACCCUUCUAUAACAAUACCAAAUGAAGUAAAUGGUCAAAGAGGACAACUUAAUCAACAGAAUUCACAAUAUGACAAUGAUUACAGAUUAACUCAUUUCAAUAGUGGGAAACAACAGCAAUAUGCUUCAAAUCAAAAUAAUGCACCUUACACAUACAAUACACCUACUCCAGGAUUUUCUAAUGAAAUCACUAGAAACUCAGAAAUAAAGCAAAAUUUGGUAAGUACCAAAAGUGAUAACGUUCCUCCUACUAUAAUAACAAGAACACUAACAUUUAGUAGACUAGUAAACGAACCAAAACCAGGAAAACCUAAAUCUCGAGUAACUGUUAAAACAUGGAUUGUUAAACCUAAACCAAAAGCUGCUAAAUUGAUACAGUCUAGCUCAGCUCCUUACACGUACGACAGACCUACACGAGCCCCUACUGAGAAACUAACAGAUCCUACUACACCUUAUGUAUAUAGCAAACCUUUAACAACAUAUUCACAGGCUAAAAUAGUCGCAGAUACUGAACAGCCAUAUGUUUACAGCAGACCAACAAUUGCUGCUAAACAGAAAGUUACAAACAAUAGAGAACUAGCAACAUAUCCUCUUCCUACUGUCACUACUAAUCAAAUUUUAAAACAAACAUCUCCAUUACCAACUAAAGCCUCCCGCCUUUAUUUAGUUCCUACCACUUUUAAACCAAUUGCAAAAUUGUAUUUACCGCCCACAGAAAACGAAUCCCCUAACGCUAUAGUUCUAGCUCGUCAAUAUCUUAGCCCUAAUUCCAUACAACAAUCCAAUAACUACCAAAGUGGACAAUUGCGAGUGGCACCGGCUACUUUACCAGCACCUACAUAUACAGUUCCUACUACGGUAACUACGAUAGAUACUAAUAAUAACAACCUAACAUUCACAGAUAUAUUAACAAAGGAAAAAUUAGAUAUAACAGUAAAUGAUAUAGUAAAAGAUACGAGUAAAUUUUUAAGUACUGCACCUUCAGGGCAAUAUGGCCAAUAUAAACAAGAUAUUACAAAGUUUGAUGACCCUGAAGAAAGUUAUCUUCCACCAGUAGAAAGCUUUGAAAGUGUUGAAAAUUUUACUGGACAGAUUCCAACUAUUGCGCCAUCUAGUUCGAGACUUAUUCUAAGUCCUUCAGUAGAUUUAGAACCUCCCGAAGAAUCUUAUGAUAUUAAUCAGAAUAAUAAUGAAUUUUCUAGCCUACCAUUUUUAAAAGAACCUCCAUUUUCAGCAAACACAAUUGAAAGAACAGUUUCUUUAAAAAUAUCAAUACCAGAAAAAGUGGCCUCUUAUUUAUUCAAAAGACGCAAUGAAAGUAACUUUGAUAGGUUAGAAAUAUUAAAUACCGGAAGUAGUAAUUAUUUAGUAUUAACAAAUAAUCCUCUAGCUAAAAGCAGUGGCACAAAUUUUAUUCCUAUUGGUAAACUGAUUGAAAAUAAAAACUCGAGUAUUUCUAAUUCACAGGCACUGGUAUUCUCACUUUUGGCUGACUCCAUCAAUAUAGCAAAGGAAUAUAAUAAUCUCGUGCAGCAGAACAAGUUACCUACACCUAUGGAAACACAGUUCCAAAAUGUUAACAAUGAGCAACUGUCGCAAAUCACGAAUAGUAUAUCUCAACUUACAUCAUCACAUUAUUCUGGAAAUAACUAUAACAAUUUAAAAAAUGCAAAAAUUAUAUCUACACCACAGUCUACUUCAAAUACAGGCUAUCAAUACAGGGAAUUGACAGAACAGGUUAUACAAAAUCAACAAAAGAAUCCGAAUGACUUUUUGCCUUUAACUACAUCAACUCCUCAAUUAUCUAAUCAAAAUUUGUUCUUGACGCAAUAUGAAAAUGGACAAAAUAACUUAAAUGCAAAUUAUCAAUCAACUGUACCUAAUCAAAAUCAGAUAUACAGUGGACAAUUGUAUCAGCUACCAGUACCAGAUGUAACUGAACAAAUAUACAAUAGACAAAGCUUUAGCCAAAAUUCAGGAAAUUUUAUACAGUCCAGUAAUACUCAAUUACCAAUCUCAAAUUUAAAUAAUAAUAUCCGGACAACUAGUACAGAAAUUGAAACAGUUAAUUCAAAACCUGUGCCAGCUAGAUUACAAUUACCGUCACCUAAUGAGGCAGAUAAUAUUCAAGAAACUAUUAACAAGUAUCUUGGUGCUGAUAAUACAAUAUCUGCACAGAUUCAGGACAAAAUUGUAGGUACUAUUCCUCAUCCAUUGGAAGAUAAUAAAUCAGUAAAUUAUGAGAAAGAUCAAACUUAUAUCGUGUAUAGUAAAGCAAGUAACGGUAAUGGCCAAACUAAUCCUUUUGCCAUCCAAUCGACUCCUCUGGAGGCAAGCCGGCAAGUCACAAAUAUACCUAAUCGAAUAACUUUUCAGUUCAUUCCUUCUAUAGGAUAUCAAUUAGAAAACGUUAAGCAGCAACAAAAAAAUACAAAUGCUAUUCAAAUUAACGAAUUUGAUAACCCUAGAACCAAAUCAGGCCAAAUUAUUAACUUAGAUACAAAACAAAAUAUUAUAGCUAGUGAUAUAAAUUAUACAGUCGAUCAUACAUCCUCUGACAACCAAAUCAAAAGUGAAUAUAAUAAUAUUAACAGUCUAUAUGCCGGGCCAUCUUCAUAUUCUGCACCUCAGUCAACUAUAGGGAAUUUAGUACAAAAACAAAAUGUAAAUUCGAGAUUAGAACUCGAUGAUAAUAAUGGUUAUUCUAAAAUAAUACCUGAGCGUCCAUUUGUGGUCUAAUUAAUGAAACAUACAGGUAAUAAGUCAAGAAUUUAAUGUAAUAUUUGCAUUAUGCGUGUUGUUAGAUAUAUUAAUAAUGUAAAUAAUUAGUAACUAGAUGG